Messenger RNA from Neltuma alba, 2572 nucleotides. RefSeq lists its product as uncharacterized. The record is from RefSeq and is a predicted model, not a curated record. Lineage: Eukaryota; Viridiplantae; Streptophyta; Magnoliopsida; Fabales; Fabaceae. The transcript is spliced from 12 exons. Gene Ontology annotation, biological process: positive regulation of growth. The coding region runs from base 206 to 2155 and encodes 649 amino acids.
UUCUACUCUCUUGCGUUUUGGAAUCUGGAAUUUCCCCCCAGUGUCUUUCACCUCCGAGUUCCGAUAUUCUUUUAUCCGUGUUUGUUUCUGGUUGUUCUACUUGUACCACCAUAGCAUUGACUACAAGCUGGAGAGAAAAAUAAUGGCUUUUCUCUGUUAAUUCAAGACAUGGGCGGGGUGUUAUCGGAGCUGAUUCUUUGAGUACAUGUCAGGGGGUACAGCGAUUGAGUUUUUCGUUUGGUUAUCUGAAACUAUGGGAGGGAUUUGUUCGAGGUCCGCCAACGAGGACAAGGUAUUUGCUAAGACCGAUGAAAAUUUUGUGAAUCACAAAUCUGGUAAGAAUGGUCAGUCCAGCGUGCAGAGUGAUUUCACUACUGCACCUCAUAUAUGUGAAAAAAUGGAGAAGGAUGUGCAAGAACAUGGUGAAAUUCGAGGCACAGAUGCAGGCACUAGUCCAGAUGAUUUCUAUGAUGGAAUCCCACGCUUUACCCAUCCUUUUCCUCACAAGUCUAGGUCAGUUAAAUCAAGACAGGCUGCUGUGGCAAAGGUCUCUGAGGUGAGUUCACGUAUAGGAAGAGUUGGAUUUGGGAAGGCAGUGGAUGUCUUGGACACUCUUGGGAGCAGCAUGACAAAUUUAAAUGCUGGAAGUGGAUUUAUUUCUGGAACUGCGACAAAAGGAAAUGAAAUUGCUAUCUUAGCAUUUGAGGUUGCAAACACUAUUGUCAAGGGCUCUAGUCUUAUUCAAUCUCUGUCCAAAAGAAGUGUUAGGCAUUUAAACGAAGAGGUGCUUCCUUCAAAGGGUGUGCAAGAUUUGGUAUCAAAAGAUUCAGAUGAACUUAGAAGGAUUGUUGCAACGGAUAAGAGGGAGGAGUUGAAAGUUUUUUCUGAUGAGGUAAUCCGUUUUGGAAAUCGCUCAAAGGAUCCUCAAUGGCACAACUUGGACCGUUACUUUGAGAAAAUCAGCAGAGAACAAGAUGCCCCAAGACUGUCAGCAGAUGAGGUAGAAUCAAUGAUGCAGCAAUUGAUGACUUGGGUUCAGUUUACAGCUGAGUUAUACCACGAAUUACAUGCGCUGGAUAGGUUUCAGCAAGACUAUCUUAGUAGGCGUCAAGAAGAAGAUAGUUCUGGUGCAACUCAAAAAGAUGAUAGCCUUCCAAUCUUGAGGGCGGAACUUAAAACUCAAAAGAAGCAAGUUAAACAGUUGAAGAAAAAGUCACUCUGGUCCAGAAGUUUGGAGGAGAUUAUGGAGAAGCUUGUUGACAUUGUCCAAUUUUUGCAUUUGGAGAUGAACAAUAUCUUUGGCAGUGAUGAUCCUCAUAAGCCAGUAAUUGGAUACAGCAGCAGUCGUCAAAGAUUGGGUCCUGCAGGCCUUGCUUUGCACUAUGCAAAUAUAGUGCUCCAAAUUGAUACCCUUGUUGCGCGAUCCAGUUCUAUGCCCGCAAAUACAAGGGAUUCAUUAUAUCAGAGCUUGCCUCCUAAUGUAAAACUGGCUUUGCGUUCCAAAUUGCCAUCUGUUCAUGUUGCAAACCAGAUGACUGUGAAAGAGAUCAAAGAUGAAAUGGAGAAGACAUUGCACUGGCUGGUUCCAGUUGCCACGAACACAGCCAAGGCGCAUCAUGGUUUUGGUUGGGUUGGGGAGUGGGCCAACACUGGCUCUGAGGUAAAUCGGAAGAACACGCAAACUGAGGUGAUGCGGAUCGAGACAUUUCACCAUGCAGACAAGGACAAAGUUGAAGGUUACAUUAUCGAACUUCUUUUAUGGCUUCAUCGCCUGGCCAUCAAAAGUAAGGCUAGCAACGAUUUUGGUGAAACAAAGUCCACGUACAAGCCAGCUGUUGCCAUUACCCUGCAAAAGACAGAUAAGCAACCUAAGGAUGUUGAACUUCCGUUGCUAACAAUUGAUGAACAAAAGCUGCUGCAAGAAGUAACUAAGAACACACGAAUCCGAGGAAUCAGUAAGAGCUUGGACUUUGACAGCAUGAAUACUGCAAGGGAGAAGACCAGCAGGCUGACAAGGAGUUGCAGCCAUUCAUCAACAGUUAAAAGCAGGGAAUCAACGUUUAAUAGGAUUUCGUCUAAGCUUCCAUUGAUUGAUUUUGGUAUUGACAAGGAGAGAGCGUUGGAUGUAAUUGACCGAGUGGACAUGGUCAGAUAGUUUGUACAUACACCAUAUUCGUGCUGCAACCAUUGAGGGCCAAUUCAUGGCUGCACUUGUUGUAUCCCUGGCUUCAUUAGAGAGUUCAGUUUUGGUGAAGCACUGUACAAAACACUUAUGGCCCCAGGGUAGAUUUAUGGGAAAAUAGGCUCUAGAAAUAUGAUUGCAUUGCCCACAUGGGUUGAAGCAGAGUGGAUUGUGUUUUCAUAGUGAAUAGGCAAUGGGAAGAUACUGUGCCUGUCCCCUUCUGCAUUGCUGCAUGGGCUGCUUUGGAUUUGAUAUCGUCCUUGAACGCUGCCAAAUCCGAAACCUAUUUUUUAUUUUUUUUGAUAGAGAUGUAGAUGCUGGCCAUUAUAGAUUGUGUAAUAUCUGAAUAAUAUAGAAUCAUUGAAUAUGUAUGUACAAGAGUUUGAUGCC